UCCUUCUUCGAUGAUUAUAGUAGCAGUUUACUGUCCCGUAGUAGCUGCUGUUUUCAUUGUUCUGAAGAUGGUCAACUAUCGACUACACAGAGCACUUGAUGCUGGAGAAAUUGUAGACCGGCGCGCUAAUGAGUUCGCAGAUCAGCGAGCCAAAGCUGAGCAAGGCAACUGUUCAACAAGGCGGAAAGACAGCAAUGGCCCAAGCGAUCCUGGUGGAGGGAUUGAGAUGUCAGAAUUUAUUCGAGAGGCCACACCUCCUGUCGGUUGCAGUUCAAGAAAUUCUUAUGCUGGGUUAGACCCAAGCAACCAGAUUGGAUCUGGAUCCUCUCGACUUGGAACAGCAGCAACUAUUAAAGGAGAUACGGACACUGCUAAGACUUCCGAUGAUAUAAGUUUAAGUCUGGGCCAGAGCUCUAGUCUUUGUAAAGAAGGAAGUGAAGAGCAAGAUUUGGCGACUGAUCGCAAGCUCUUCCGCCUGGUCUCCAAUGACUCCUUCAUUUCUAUUCAGCCGUCCCUGUCCUCUUGUGGACAGGACUUGCCAAGGGACUUCAGUGACAAAGUGAGCCUGCCAAGUCAUAGCCAGCACCACCACGUUGACCAGUCACUUUCCAGUGCCUGUGACACAGAAGUAGCUUCUCUUGUACCUUUACAUUCACACUCGUACAGGAAAGAGCACCGGCCCCGAGGAGUGCCCCGGACCUCCAGCUCCGCCGUGGCGUUUCCCGACACGUCACUGAAUGACUUUCCUCUUUACCAGCAGAGACGGGGCUUGGACCCGGUGAGUGAGUUAGACUCGACUAAGCCGCCCUCGGGCUCCAGAGAGUCCUUAGUGGAAAAGUCCUGUCCACCCGCAGAGUUUCAGCCUGCUGGCGACCUGAAGAAAAGUAAUUCCCAGCCACCCACAAAGUGUGGGAGGAGCAGAGCACUGAACGCAGAAAAAAGCGUGGACAGCCUGAGGAGCCUGAGCACACGGAGUAGCGGGUCCACCGAGAGCUACUGCAGUGGGACCGACAGGGACACCAACAGCACUCUGAGCAGCUAUAAGAGCGAGCAGACCAGCUCCACGCACAUCGAGAGCAUCCUGUCUGAGCAUGAGGAGUCUCCUAAAGCGAGAAAGAAGAGUGCCCGGAAGAAAGAGAGCCGUGCUGACUCAGCGGAGGAGAGGCGCCACGGUGCCGGCGACCAAAGGACUAGCAGUGACGCGACUGCCCCAGAAGGGAGUACACCUGGUGGGCCUCCCGAGGCCCCAGACGCUCAGGCAUCUGAGGAGAAGCCUGACCAGGUUGCCCCCAGCAGCUCUGCAUCAGAAGAUGCCAAUAAAAACCCCCAUGCAAAUGAGUUCACCGUCCCCGGGGACAGCCUGCCGGAGCAGAGUGCCGAGAGCAAAGAGGAGCCGGGUGAGAAGCCCAGCCUUUCCACAGACUCCAAAGUUUGUAAAGAGGACAGUGGGAAGCAGAAGGAAGGAGACGUCCGACCCAAAUCCUCCAGCUUAAUCCACCGGACGACAUCCACCCACAAGCCAGGCAGGCGGCGCACAGGAAAGAAACGAGCCAGCAGUUUUGACUCGAGUCGCCACAGGGACUACGUUUCCUUUCGAGGAGUGUCUGGAACCAAGCCGCACAGCGCUGUAUUUUGUCAUGACGAGGACUCUAGUGAUCAGAGUGACCUGAGCAGAGCCCCAAGUAUUCAUUCCGCUCACCAGUUCAGCAGUGAUAGCUCUUUCAGCGCCACUUCUCAUUCAUGCCAGUCUCCUGAGGGCAAAUACAGUGCCCUCAAGACCAAACAUGGCCAUAAGGACCGGGGCACAGACUCAGACCACACGCACAGAGCUCACCCUGAGGGAACUGCCAAAAAGAGGGCCACUCGAAGGACUUCCAGCACAAACAGCGCCAAGACGCGGGCUCGGGUGCUGAGCUUGGACAGUGGCACUGUGGCCUGUUUGAAUGACUCAAAUAGGCUGCUGGCACCAGAAAGUAUAAAGCCCUUAACCACUUCAAAGUCAGAUCUUGAGGCCAAAGAGGGAGAGGUGCUGGAUGAGCUGUCCUUGUUGGGCCGGGCUUCCCAGUUAGAGACAGUUACUCGGUCUAGGAAUAGUUUGCCAAGCCAGGUUGCAUUUCCUGAAGGGGAAGAGCAAGAUGCAGCCUCUGGAGGUAAGUUCUCAUCUACGCUCUAUGAGACGGGUGGCUGUGACAUGUCACUUGUGAAUUUCGAGCCAGCAGCAAGAAGAGCGUCCAAUAUCUGUGACACGGACUCUCAUGUAUCAAGUUCUACCUCAGUUCGGUUUUAUCCACAUGACAUGCUUUCUCUCCCACAGAUUCGGUUGAAUAGACUGUUGACCAUUGACACAGAUCUGUUGGAGCAGCAGGACAUUGAUCUAAGCCCUGACUUGGCAGCCACUUACGGCCCCACAGAAGAAGCUGCCCAGAAGGUGAAACACUACUACCGCUUUUGGAUCCUCCCCCAGCUCUGGAUUGGCAUUAACUUUGACAGACUCACUCUUUUGGCGCUGUUUGAUAGAAACCGUGAGAUCCUGGAGAAUAUAUUAGCUGUCGUCCUGGCUAUUCUUGUGGCUUUUUUGGGAUCCAUUCUUCUCAUCCAAGGCUUCUUCCGAGACAUCUGGGUGUUCCAGUUCUGCCUGGUGAUAGCUAGCUGCCAGUACUCACUGCUGAAGAGUGUUCAACCUGAUUCUUCCUCUCCCAGACAUGGUCAUAACCGUAUCAUUGCCUACAGUAGGCCAGUUUACUUCUGUUUAUGCUGUGGCCUCAUUUGGCUCCUGGAUUAUGGCAGCAGAAACCUAACUACAAGCAAGUUCAAAUUAUAUGGAAUAACUUUCACCAAUCCACUGGUGCUUCUGUCAGCCAGGGAUUUGGUUAUCGUGUUUACACUCUGUUUCCCAAUAGUAUUUUUCAUUGGUCUCCUGCCUCAGGUGAACACAUUUGUAAUGUACCUUUGUGAACAAUUGGAUAUCCAUAUCUUUGGUGGAAAUGCUACCACCAGCCUGCUGGCCGCGCUGUACAGUUUCCUCUGCAGCAUCGUGGCUGUCGCCUUGCUCUAUGGGUUGUGCUACGGAGCUUUAAAGGAUUCAUGGGAUGGCCAGCACAUUCCAGUACUUUUCUCUGUUUUUUGCGGAUUGUUAGUGGCAGUGUCCUAUCAUCUCAGCCGACAAAGCAGCGACCCAUCUGUACUCUUCUCUUUGAUGCAAUCCAAGAUUUUUCCAAAAACUGAAGAGAAGAACCCAGAAGACCCUCUGUCUGAGGUGAAAGACCCGCUGCCGGAGAAGCUCAGCAACUCUGUUAGUGAGCGUUUACAGUCCGACCUGGUGGCGUGUAUCAUUAUUGGUGUGCUGUAUUUUGCCAUCCAUGUAAGCACAGUAUUCACAGCAUUGCAGCCUGCUCUCAAGUACGUGCUGUAUGCACUGGUUGGCUUUGUGGGGCUUGUAACCCAUUACGUGUUGCCUCAAGUAAGGAAACAGCUACCCUGGCACUGCUUCUCCCGUCCUCUGCUGAAGACAGCGGAGCACAGUCAGUAUGAAGUCCGAAAUGCAGCCACUAUGAUGUGGUUUGAGAAACUUCAUGUGUGGCUUCUUUUUGUGGAGAAGAAUAUCAUCUAUCCACUGAUUGUCCUCAAUGAACUUAGCAGCAGUGCAGAGACAAUUGCCAGCCCAAAGAAACUGGAUACAGAGUUGGGAGCCUUGGUGAUCACCAUUGCUGGCCUGAAGCUGCUGCGGUCCUCCUUUAGCAGUCCCACACACCAGUACAUCACGGUCAUCUUUACUGUGCUCUUGUUCAAGUUUGACUAUGAAGCCUUCUCGGAGACAAUGCUGCUGGAUCUCUUCUUCAUGUCCAUCUUGUUCAGCAAGCUUUGGGAGCUCCUCUAUAAGCUGCAGUUCGUGUACACCUAUGUCGCGCCCUGGCAGAUCACCUGGGGCUCUGCAUUCCAUGCUUUUGCUCAGCCCUUUGCGGUGCCCCACUCGGCUAUGUUGUUCGUUCAGGCAGUGGUGUCAGCCAUUUUCUCCACGCCGCUGACCCCCUUCCUGGGCAGCGCCAUAUUCAUCACCUCGUACGUUAGACCCGUGAGGUUCUGGGAGAGAGACUACAACACAAAACGUGUGGACCAUUCAAAUACCAGAUUGGCUUCUCAGCUUGAUAGAAAUCCAGGAUCAGAUGACAACAAUCUGAAUUCUAUCUUCUAUGAACAUCUAACCAGAUCCCUCCAGCACAGUCUUUGUGGUGAUUUGCUGCUAGGACGGUGGGGAAACUACAGUACUGGGGACUGUUUCAUCCUUGCCUCUGACUAUCUCAAUGCGUUAGUACACCUCAUAGAGAUAGGCAAUGGCCUGGUCACUUUCCAGCUGCGGGGACUCGAAUUCAGAGGCACCUACUGUCAGCAGCGGGAAGUAGAAGCCAUCACAGAAGGUGUAGAAGAAGAUGAAGGGUUUUGCUGCUGUGAGCCUGGCCAUGUUCCUCACGUGCUUUCCUUUAACGCUGCAUUUGGCCAGCGCUGGCUGGCGUGGGAAGUGGUCGUCACCAAGUAUAUUCUGGAGGGCUACAGCAUCACUGACAACAGUGCUGCUUCCAUGCUUCAAGUCUUUGAUCUCCGCAGAGUGCUUACCACUUACUAUGUCAAGGGCAUCAUUUAUUAUGUUACAACGUCCUCUAAGUUAGAGGAAUGGCUUGCCAACGAGACGAUGCAGGAGGGACUGCGUCUGUGUGCAGACCGAAAUUACGUUGAUGUGGACCCAACUUUCAACCCAAACAUCGACGAGGACUAUGACCAUCGGCUGGCAGGCAUAUCUCGGGAGAGUUUCUGUGUGAUUUACCUCAGCUGGAUAGAGUACUGCUCUUCCCGGAGAGCAAAGCCGCUAGAUGUGGAUAAAGAUUCGUCCCUGGUGACUCUUUGUUAUGGACUUUGUGUUCUGGGACGGAGAGCUUUGGGAACGGCCUCCCACCACAUGUCCAGUAACCUGGAGUCCUUUCUCUAUGGAUUGCACGCCCUGUUUAAAGGGGACUUCCGGAUUUCUUCAGUCCGAGACGAGUGGAUCUUUGCUGACAUGGAGCUGCUGAGAAAAGUUGUCGUGCCUGGAAUCCGCAUGUCCAUUAAACUCCAUCAGGAUCAUUUCACUUCUCCAGAUGAGUAUGACGACCCCACCGUGCUCUAUGAAGCCAUCGUGUCUCAUGAAAAGAACCUUGUGAUAGCCCACGAAGGCGACCCUGCAUGGCGGAGCGCAGUCCUUGCCAACUCUCCCUCCCUAUUGGCUCUGCGGCACGUCAUGGACGAUGGCACCAAUGAGUACAAGAUCAUCAUGCUCAACCGCCGCUACCUGAGCUUCAGGGUCAUUAAGGUGAAUAAGGAGUGUGUCCGAGGCCUCUGGGCAGGGCAGCAGCAGGAGCUUGUGUUUCUCCGGAACCGGAACCCAGAGAGAGGCAGCAUCCAGAAUGCAAAGCAGGCGCUUCGGAACAUGAUCAACUCAUCUUGUGACCAGCCUAUUGGCUACCCGAUCUUCGUGUCGCCUCUGACAACAUCCUACUCUGACACCCAUGACCAGCUCAAAGAAAUUCUUGGGGGACCAAUCAGCUUGGGAAAUAUCCGGAACUUCAUAGUGUCCACCUGGCACAGGCUAAGGAAAGGUUGUGGAGCUGGCUGCAACAGCGGUGGCAAUAUUGAAGAUUCUGACACUGGAGGUGGGACUUCCUGUCCGGGUAACAAUACAACCACUGCCGGUGAUCCCCACGGCAGUGUGUCCCAGGGAAGCACUGGAAACCCAGGACAGGGAACAGGAUCUGGACUCCACCCGCCCACCACACCAUAUCCUCCAACAUUAGGCACCAGCCACAGCGCCCACUCAGUGCAGUCCAGCCUGGUUAGACAGUCCCCAGCACGGGCCUCCAUGGCCAGCCAGUCUUCCUACUGCUACAGCAGCCGCCAUUCGUCCCUCCGGAUGUCCACCACGGGCUUUGUGCCAUGUCGGCGCUCCUCCACCAGCCAGAUAUCACUUCGAAACUUGCCGUCAUCCAUCCAGUCCCGCCUCUCCAUGGUGAACCAGAUGGAAGCCGCCAGCCAGGGCGGCAUGGGCUGUGUGCAGCACGGCCUGCCCUCCUCCAGCAGCUCGAGCCAAAGCAUCCCAGCUUGCAAGCAUCACACCCUUGUAGGCUUUCUUGGGGCCGAGGGUGGUCAGAGCGGUACCACUGAAGCCCAGCCAGGCAGCAGCUUAAGUCCUGCCAACAUUUCACAUGCCAGAAAGGGGGAAGUCGUUUACAGAGUCCAAAUUGUGGAUCUCAGUCAGAUUCUCGAAGCGAUUAACCUGUCGAAAAGGAAAGAGCUGCAGUGGCCUGAUGAAGGAAUUCGGUUAAAAGCUGGGAGGAACAGCUGGAAAGACUGGAGUCCUCAGGAGGGCAUGGAAGGCCACGUGAUUCACCGAUGGGUGCCUUGCAGCAGAGACCCAGGUACCAGGUCCCACAUCGACAAGACAGUGCUUCUGGUCCAGAUUGACGAUAAAUACGUGACUAUAAUUGAAACUGGGGUACUAGAACUGGGGGCAGAAGUGUGAGCCCACGUUGCGCACCCGAGUUUCUUUCUCUGGCUUCCCAGCCUUUGGAGAGAAAGCAAAGUUGCUGAAGAUCCGCCUACGGGGAGGCCUGCACUUCACAGCAAAGACUUGAACAGUGGCUUGGCUAAGCGCCUCUCCGCCCUGACUUUUGUCACUGUCUCCAUCCCCAAAUAAAGCUGAAAUAUUUUUUUAAGUUAGCUGCAUGAAAGGCAAAGUUGUCUGUCAGAGCCUGUUUAGGAAAGGCUCUCUAUGCAUUUACGCUUUGACCCACGGACUCUUGCCUCUAAUUCUGAGCUCAUAUUUUUCUAAUUUCUUUGCCAAAAACAGUUGCCAUGGUUUUUUGUUGUAGAAAAUGAAAUCCAUUGACCAUGAUUUUUGCAAACAGACCCACGUGGAAGCAUUCAGCUCAACAUAUAACAGUAUGAAAGUUUAACGUACAGUGAGAAAAGAUGAUGCAUAGAUGUAGGUUUAUCUUAUUCCAUGAACGCUAAAAACUUUAAUGAAAACAAACUGCACUAAUUUUUUACAGCAAUGCACUAAAUCUGAGAUUUCUCAGAACAUUUAUUUAUAUAUAAAAAUAAAUACCAUUAUUUAAAUUGCCUUCAGGAUUAGCCCCUCCCUUUCCUGACACAUGUAGCCAGCAGGACCUGCUGCUCCUUUUCUGUCAGUGCACUGCACUGUGGAGCCACUCCUAGCUUCAUCCCUGCCGUUUCCCAGCCCUGGGGACCAGUGGAUCCUCCUGGCCAACGCCACUGCCAGCUGCCCCGUCACGUCUCCAGUGUGCCGCGUUUCUUCAGCGGGUGGCAGGCCCUGUUGAGGUUGCCUCUGGAACAUGCUUUUGCUCUUCAAGAAGAUGAAGGCCCAGGAACUCAAGAGAGGAUCAGUUGCCUCUUGUCUGAAGAGUUCCUAGCUCUUGACAUUUAUUCACAUGAAGUUCAGUUUCUCAAGUAAAAUUUUUUCAAACAAAAUUGUCAUGUGGUGCGGUCCCUAUUCUGUCGUCUUCAGUUCUGCACUCUGCUCCUUCCUGUUCUCUUUCUAUCACUUGAAAUUAUUUCCUGUAAUUUAUGGUGUAUUCCUGUCUUAAAAUAUUUAUAACUGUGAAAUUGACUCAAUUCAUAUGUUGUCCCAUAAAUUAUAUUGUUUCUUUAAAGAGCAUGUAUCCAGGGAAAUAUGUACCUUGGAUUUACAGCGCGGCUGCAUGCAAACUGCAGUUUAGGUUUCACUUGCAACUUCAAGCAUUUUUUUUUUUUAAAUGCUUAAGAUUCCCUUUGUUCUAAACUCCAAAGAAAAUUGCCCAUCUCCUCUAGCACCUGGGAACAGCUGUCUGUCUCCGCGUGGACAGACCCUAGAAAGAAACAGGUCAGUUCAUUUUGAUGCUUUGUGAUAAAUCUGUCCGAGCUGUGACCGUUCCAUUGUGUGGCACUGGCCACUUUACCCGGUGGCUUCUGUGUGAGGCCACCUUGGUGGAGUGUCUUCUGAGGUGAGAGGAGAGAGCUGUUGUUCCCACUGGCUGGGGUACAGCUGUCAUCGUGCGUCCUGACACUACAGGAAACAGGAGCGCUGGCAGCAGCAGACAGGAGUCUGUCCACAGUGAUACUUCAAACCCUGUUUGUUUUCCCUGUAUUGUUUUUAAAUCUGUGUUCAGAACCCAAUGUGCCUUGUAUUGACGUUUCCAUAGACUUCAAACUUUGCAGACUUUAUUGUUUAAAAAUAUUUGACUUACUGAACCUUUACAAAGGAGCCCUUCUCUUUCUAAAUUGACCACUUUAAAGUGUAUUUCCCCCCGCUGCUGUUACUCUAUUCCCUUCGCCCAUUUGGACAAAUCCGUGCUUCGCGGUGUGUUCAGUGGUGGAUGUUCUUUCUGAAGCUAAAUGCCUAAUCUGUCUUGUCUGUGUUUGAAACUCCCUAGAGGAAUUGUGCGCCCUGCUGCUUGUCUGUUCCCUGCUCAAAAUGAGUUUGAUCUUGUCAUGGCCUCUCCUAGAUGGAGAAGUAAGUGGAGGGUUGGCAUUCUAAGAUGGAAAAGCAUCUAUCUUGCACAGAGAAAGAGGCAGAAGAUGAAUCGGAGGGUCAGAAUUCUGUUUCUGCCUAGUCCCCCAAUAACUAUUAGAUGUUAUAUGCUCCGAAAGUAAAGAUUCCCUCCUUAAGACGGAUUCUGUAUGGAACAUGUAUAGCGAGUCUGAAUUUGGGAGAGUUGAACAUUUUUCUUGGGACAAAUUCACUGUUUGUUAUCAUAUAGCUUUAUUAAAUUUAUAAAUUAGGAACCCUAAGAGAAUUUUGUUUUUAGUUUUUUAAUCUGAAACUGAUGACCUAAAAAAAAAUACCUUUUCUAAUUACAGCAGGAAAGAUAAUGAUAAUUAAAGAUUUGUGUUUUAAGAUUCAAUUUAUCAGGUUUUGUUUUGUUUUGUUUUUCUCCCAGUACCUACCUGGAUAGCAAGCUGGUAUUUUAGAUUUUCUGCUUAGACUUUCUCACUAAAGUACAGAACUCCAGCAUACCUCAGUGCAUUAGUCCCUAACUGCCAAAACUCAGAGUUCCUUAAUUUUGCAAGUAAUUAAAAACAAACUGUGUAUUUCUUUAGGUAGUUGUAUGACUGAAGUCUGUUUUUCUUCUUCAGUUUUCUUCUUUAUCUUGCCCCAUUUUAAGAUGAUAAUACUGGAAUGGCCUUAUCAUCUUCUUCAGUGACAAACAAACAAACAAACAAACCUUCUGUAGCCCUACACUAAGGUUUUGAAACGAGAUGCUCCUCCGGAAGCCGGCCGUCCUGAUGUGCCACUUUGUGGACGCAGCAUAGACCUACCCAGGGAACUCAAGCUGAUGGUCACACAGGAUCACACACAGCUUUGGUAUCAUACUUAUACCUAUUAUAUAGGCUCUGGCUUUCUUAUGCUUCAGCUCUGCCCCUGACAAGCUGUGAUUCACUGGAACCAAUAAGAGGGACAGAGGUGCCCUGACGGGUGGUGGGGAUAAGUCCAUGCUGCCUGCACAAUAGAGGCUGAGGUGGCUGCUCCAGGUGGCUCAGGUUUGGUGUGCUUGUCUUUAAAACAAAGACUGCAACCAAAACAACAGACAUGGGCUUGUGCUUUUUUUAAAGCUAGAGCCUCAGUAAGUUGUCAGCAUUGGUUGGUAACUCUGUUCAGGUCUGGCAGCGAGCUCUGCAUGAGGAAAAGGAAGAAGGAAUGUUAGAAAGGGUUGCGGGAAGUGGGCCUGUGGAAGGAGGGUGGCUUCCCCUUUUCUGAUCAUGGGCUCUGAAAGAUCGUUGCCUUUACCAGCAUUCAGUAUUUACCAGAAAGAAGGAUCUGUGUCCUUGCGCGUGUCUGUGAGAGUGGGAGUGCUGCUGUAAACAGCUGUAAAUACUGUAGUUGUUUAAAAUGGAAAUAAAAGCUGAGAGGUCUUUUGACAUAUAUUGAUCAGGAAAAAAUAGAGAGUAUUGACCAUGGAUUAAAAACAGGAAAUAAAAGUUUUUCAUUUUG
Molecule: messenger RNA, 10015 nt
Organism: Psammomys obesus (fat sand rat)
Lineage: Eukaryota; Metazoa; Chordata; Mammalia; Rodentia; Muridae
Gene: Pcnx1
Product: pecanex 1
Exons: 34
Coding region: 11-6547 (2178 amino acids)
Cellular component (GO): membrane
Source: RefSeq, a predicted model, not a curated record